Molecule: messenger RNA, 1068 nt
Organism: Aegilops tauschii subsp. strangulata
Lineage: Eukaryota; Viridiplantae; Streptophyta; Magnoliopsida; Poales; Poaceae
Source: RefSeq, a predicted model, not a curated record
CGCCCCCCUCGCCCUGCCCAUCCAAGCUCAGGGUCGAGGGGCGGGCCGGGUCCGGGCGCGGCGGCUCGAUGGUGAGCGCGAUGGAUCUCGAGCUAGCUCGGGCGUGUGGACGCGUUGGUGAGCGCGCCAGCGGCCGUGGCGAGCUCGAGCCCGGGAUAAACCUAGCAUCAUGGUCGCCAUGGACGCCGGCGCUGCACCUGCGCCGCUGGUUGGUCCUCCCCGACACCGUCCUGGCCCUCCUGCAUUGCAUCACCCUCCUACCGCGCCUACUAGACCUACAGGAAGUGCUCAUGUAUCAAAUUCCAGUUGUUACUCAACCUGUAGUGGAUUCCAUUUGCUGAAGAUAUCGUCCAUUGUCACCAGUGCAUCCUUCUAUCUGGCCUUCACGGAUCAGUGGUGCUGCUGUGUGAAUUUGUGCCGCUAUGUCGAAUUGGGCGGAGGCUUCCCUGUCAAGAAGAAGGUAUCCUACAAACUCCACCCAAUUCGACGAGCAUUGAGCUGCAGCACCAUCUGGUACUUGUACGGUCUGAAAAGCUUGUGCUAUGUCACUGAUUUCUUGGUGCGAUCCAUGGUGGUGCAGGUGCAGAGAAGCGUUGGGCACUUCAGUGCAGGCAAGGUGGUUGCCCAUGUCCUGGAGGCUAAGAUGUUGGCUUUUGUAGCAGCAGAUUCCCUAUGUAAUACUCUAUAUGCUCCUAAACUAUGCCAAAUUGCUGAUAUGUUGUCUUCAAUCUUGGUAGAAAUCUCCAGAGUCCAGAGCACCGCUACAUAACCGUGUCUUUUUUGGGAUAAUCGGUGCAACCUACCAUGGUUAUUGUAUGAAGUUGAUCAAAGUGUUACUAAAUAAGUAAAAAGAAACUGACAAAAAAAUCAAAUAUAAAGGGUGAUCAACAUGUUCUAUAACUGUUGAAAGACGUGUCAGUCGAUAUAUGAAAUUCAGGACAUGGUUUCAGCUUGUAGCAGCAGUGUUAUUGUUGGCCUCACCAGUCGCCACACUGAACUAGCGGGGUUGUAAAUGCAUGCAGUGCAUUACAAUAUGAUAUCCCUGUCUCAUACAUAACAAGUCGGAAC